Trichoderma virens Gv29-8 is the source of this 1302-nucleotide messenger RNA. RefSeq lists its product as uncharacterized. Lineage: Eukaryota; Fungi; Ascomycota; Sordariomycetes; Hypocreales; Hypocreaceae. Gene Ontology annotation, molecular function: sphingosine N-acyltransferase activity. The record is from RefSeq and is a predicted model, not a curated record. Gene Ontology annotation, biological process: ceramide biosynthetic process. The transcript has 2 exons. Gene Ontology annotation, cellular component: membrane. Bases 1 to 1302 code for a protein of 433 amino acids.
AUGGCGGGGGUCGAGCCUUUCCCGCUGCUCAACACGUCGGCAGACCAGCUGCACAGUGCUGACGUCAAUGUUGCGAGGCGCAGGCGUAAGAGCAGCGGCCUUGGAGGCGAGAUUCGUGCUGGCGACACGGGCGCGCCAGCCCUGGCCUCUAGUAGAGUCAGUCUCAAUGCCCAGGACUCCGAGGUUUCCAAGCGCCGUCGCACUCGUGGAUUCUUUUCGCAGCUUCGCCAGACCAUGGUCAAGCACACCUUUGUCCUGCCCGCCGUCCUGCUUCUGCUCUUCCUGACUGGCUAUGCCAUCAACCCAUCGGAAUCCAACCCGCUACACCACUUCCUCUUCUUGUCGUACCCGCUCCCCCAGGACGACCCCCUCAAGCCCGUUCAGUAUGGCAAGGGCAAGUGGGACAUUGCCUUUGUCGCCUUUUACACCAUCGUCUUGUCCUUUACUCGCGAGUUCGUCAUGCAGGAGGUGUUGCGCCCAUUGGCUCGCAAGACUGGACUCAGUAAGGGAAAGCAGGCCCGUCUCAUGGAGCAGAUGUAUACCGCUCUUUACUUUGGUGUCUUGGGACCUGCUGGCAUGUAUGUCAUGAGCCGCACGCCCGUCUGGUACUUUAACACGCGCGGCAUGUAUGAAGGCUUCCCCCACCGCUCGCACGAGGGUGUCGUCAAGUUUUACUAUCUCUUCCAGGCUGCCUACUGGGCGCAGCAGGCCAUCGUCCUCCUCCUGGGAAUGGAGAAGCCGCGCAAGGAUUUCAAGGAGCUUGUGGGUCACCACAUCGUCAGCCUGGCUCUUAUUGGUCUGAGCUACCGCUUCCACUUCACCUACAUUGGCAUCGCCGUCUACAUCACCCACGACAUUAGUGAUUUCUUCCUCGCCUCAUCCAAGGCCCUCAACUAUAUCGACCAUCCCAUCGUUGCUCCUUACUUCGCCACCUUUGUCGCCGUUUGGAUUUACAUGCGCCACUACAUCAACCUCAAGAUCAUCUGGUCUCUUUUCACCGAGUUCCGCACCGUUGGCCCAUUUGAGCUCAACUGGGAGACUCAGCAGUACAAGUGCUGGAUCAGCCAGUACAUCACCACUGCUCUGCUUGCCUCUCUUCAAGCCUUGAACCUGUUUUGGCUCUUCUACAUUCUUCGCAUCGCCUUCAGAUUCAUCCGCGAUAAGGAGGCGACUGAUGACCGAUCUGAAGAUGAAGACGAUGAAGUGGAAAAGCCCGCCUCAAGCAAGCACAACGGCAAGAUGGCCGUCCCUUCUCUAGAGGUCCACUAUGAGGACGAUGAAGACAAGGAGACCAAGCACUAA